AUGGAGUUCUGCACACGAAUUGCUAAUCAGCUGAUGCUAAAGCAGAUUCAAAACCCUGUAGGCAAGAACAUAGUCUCUUCCCCACUAUCUAUCAAUGCGGUUUUGAAUAUGGUGGCAGCAGGUGGUGGUGGUAGAUCCUCUGAAAUCAUCGGCAAUGGUCCGAUUUUGACCAUGGUCAACCAAGCUUGGUCCGAUCUUGACCAUGGUCAACAGAGCUUGGCUGAUCAAGUUGCAGAUGAAAUUAACUCAUGGGCUAAUAUUACAUCAAGAGAUCUUAUCAAAGAGAUUCUCCAACAUGGGUCCAUAGAUCCCAAGACAGUACUCAUCCUUGCAAAUGGACUCUACUUUAAAGGAUUUUGGGACUCUGACUAUAAAUUUGAUGCAAGGAGGACUAAAAAAAGAAAAUUCUAUCUUCUCGAUGGGAGCAUUAAUUGCCUACCCAACAAUUUUUCCAUGUACUUUUUUCUCCCGGAUGAGCGAGAUGGGUUGCAAAAUCUUGUUGGGAAGCUCAAUUUGGAUUUUGGGUUUCUAUGCCAAGAGUACUUCAAAUUAACAGAAGAGACACUUGAUGAAUUUUGGAUUCCGAAAUUCAAAUUCUCGUUCAAUUUUAAUGUUUUAGAGGUCAUGAAUUCGGACAUGGGGGUACCGUUUUCUAGAAUUUUGAAUCUGAGAGACUUGUCCAGGUUGAUACAUAAUACUAAGAAAGUCGAAGCCUUAAUCUUAAAGAUGUUUCAAAAAGCUUAUAUUGAGGUAGAUGAGAAGGGCACAGGGGCUGCAGCUAUUACUCAUCUCCACUUUGUUGCAUAUUGUGCAACGUCUCGGUCAGAAAAUAAGAGAUACAAUUUCGUUGUUGAUCAUCCUUUCGUAUUCAUGAUUAGGGAAGAGAGAUCGGAUUGUUUUUGUGUUGAGGAACAAUUGGAAUUUGAUUGUUUUAAGUUCAAACUGCACUCCAGUGGCACCACUAGCACUGCGUUUGCCUUUGCCAGCACAAUUGCCUGCGUGACAAUUAGGGAGUUCAGCUGCAUGAUGAUUGAAGAGCAAAAAUCGACAUGA
Messenger RNA from Rhododendron vialii, 1053 nucleotides. RefSeq names its product serpin-ZXA-like. Gene Ontology annotation, molecular function: serine-type endopeptidase inhibitor activity. The record is from RefSeq and is a predicted model, not a curated record. The transcript is spliced from 5 exons. Lineage: Eukaryota; Viridiplantae; Streptophyta; Magnoliopsida; Ericales; Ericaceae. Bases 1 to 1053 code for a protein of 350 amino acids.